Porites evermanni is the source of this 958-nucleotide messenger RNA. NCBI's taxonomy places the organism in Eukaryota, Metazoa, Cnidaria, Anthozoa, Scleractinia, Poritidae. The record is from the annotation of a GenBank genome assembly.
AUGUUUGUAAUACUGAAUUGGAGACGUCUUCUUAUUAUACCAAGAAAUGAUUUUGUACCAUCUGAAACGUUGGGAACGCUAACUGACUGGACUGGUGCCAAUUAUUCCACAAGCAUUUGUAACUUGGCCAGCCGCCAUCUUGGAUUAUUACCGUGUCGUCGAUGUGGCAUUAGUACUCUACUGUUUCGUCACAAGGGCUUUUCUAGGCCUGUGAUGUACUACUCCAAUUCGAAUGCGAUUUUUCAACCCGAGCUGUUAAUCAUCAGCGGGGAUGUUAAUGUAAAUCCAGGGCCUGUGAGUAAACGAAACCAAGCAUUAGGUCAACUGCUCCAACAUGUCCACAGGGACACCCAACGUCAAUUUUCGGAAAAUAUCUGUUCGGAAGACGAUUUCAGAUCUAGAAUUUUCGGAACAUUUGUUGUAAAAUUUCUUCCUUGCCUGCCUAUCCUAGGAUUUUCGAACAUCUAAAAAAUGGUAGAAUUGCCCAUUUUUAACCGAUUUUUACUAUGAAAAGGUCAUCUAGAAUUUUCGGGAGCCUUUUUUCUGGCUGAAAAUUUCGAAAAGGUAAGUUUUGGUCCCUAUAAUUUUCGGAUCACCAGACUUUCAGCUACGAAAUCCGAACACAUGAAAAAUUUUUAGGGGAUAAAAAUAUGCCUAUAUCUACCGUUUAGAUAUAUACUAACAUACGUUUAACAAUGUUAUGUUUAAGUGGUUUUGAACUAUAUUCUCGUUGGGUGCCCCUGAUGUCCAGUUAGUGAGAAAGCUGUUGCUGAAAAGAAUCAAAGGCGCUUUGUAUGUUGGAUGUGUCAUGAUAAGACGCAUGUCAAAUGUUCAAGUUCUACGGCUGAUUCUUGAGUUUUCUCUGCUUCCUCGCCUGUCUCGUGGACCUGUAAUCGAUGUGCCUUCGCCUCAUUACUAUUUUUCGAGGAAAGCUCACGUGAUGAUUCUAACGUCUUGA